AGGAAUAGGGACUCCUAAAUCUGUUGGUGUUAAGAAUAUCCCAACGACCCCACACACACCGUAUCAGGUUCCAAACAUCACGGAUGAAGAUUCAUGCAGUAUUACAGUAGCUGUUCGGGUUAGACCGCUUCUACAAAGGUAAGAAAAUGGCCUAAACUGUGUUCGAGUCUUAGUUUACCAUUUUACCUUAUAAUGAAAAAAAUCUAUUUUAAAAAUGUGUAAAAAAAAUACUGUAAUUAUUUUUACAACUGUGGGGUCAUGCAGUUGGGGUCGUGCAGGUCGCGUCACUUGAGAAAUCUAAUUACGCACUGGUUUUCUAUCUGAUUUUCGUCUUUUCUUCAACUUAUUUUUAUCUGGAAAAGUGCGUUGAUUAUCCCCAUACUGUAUUAAUAGUGUAUUGGAUAUUUUUUCUAUUGACUGAUGAUUGAAUUUAGAGUUUAAAUUAAACACAUCAAUGUCAAAAGUUUGCGCGUGUUUUAAUGUAAAAAUAUUUGAUCAAAUUUCACGAUGUACUGUACGAUAGAACACUUCACUGAAGUAUUAUCACGCCUUUAACGGGAAGUGUAAUCAAAUUAAUGUAACACUUUGUACUUUGAUAUUAUUUUUUCUGGAGUUAUUUAUGAUGAAGGGCGCACUAGACUUUGUUUUAUCAGUAGCGUGCUUUGAUUCAUGCUUUGCUCAGUAAACAUUGAUCUUUUUACGAAUUGUUUUCUCGUCCAAAUUGUUUUUCAACUCAUGUUUGUAAAUAUCAAUCACGUCAAGAAAAACAGCUGUUUUCUUCUCAUUUUCGUAUCACUUAAGACCAAGAAAUUAUCUCAAAGUUUCUUGAUAAAAUCGUAUGAUUUAUUGCUAGUGAUUCUGCUAUGAUAGCAAUGAAGGCUUGAUCAAAAAGAUAGCGUCUCAUACGUGUAUGAUUAAUAGAACAAAAUGACCCCAAGGUAAAGGUUUGCAUAUCAAUGGAUGGUAACGAGACCAGCCUCACAUCAGACAAAGGAAUAAAGUACAACUUUUUGUAUGACCAUUCCUUGUGGUCURUUGAUCCUAAACAUCCUGACUUUGUUGAUCAAGAAAAGUUGUACAAACUUCUUGGAGAACCACUUCUUAAUAGUGCUUUCCAGGGCUACAACACCUGUCUGUUUGCCUAUGGUCAAACUGGAUCAGGAAAAUCCUACAGUAUCAUGGGGCAAGGAAAAGACACUGGCGUACUUCCAAGGUUUUGUGAAGAACUCUUUGAAAGAAUUAGUGUUUGGCCUGAGUGCAAAUUCACUGUUGAGAUCAGCUACUUUGAGAUUUAUAACGAAAAGAUCCAUGACCUUCUGGUUUCUACCAAAGGGAAGGAUAAAGAUACCAAGAAACAGUUGAGAGUCAGGGAGCAUCCAGCAUUGGGACCCUUUGUGCAGGAUCUCUCGACGUAUGUUGUCAGUACAUAUUCAGACAUUGAGUCUUGGUUAGCAUUGGGGAACAGAAACAGAGCUACAGCAGCGACAGGGAUGAAUGACAAGAGCAGUAGAUCCCACUCUGUUUUCACUAUCAUGAUGACUCAGACAAAGACUGAUGUUUUCGAAGACACUGAAGCUCAGCUGACCACAAGAAGCAAGAUCAACCUGAUCGACUUGGCUGGUAGUGAAAGAGCAAGCAACGUGCUGAAUGAACAAGUCAUUACUUCAACCGAGACUGCAAACCUGAGGCUCAAGGAAGGAGGAAGCAUCAACAAGUCUCUACACACACUAGGGAAGGUCAUUUCUCUUCUGUCAGACAAAGAAAUCCAAAACAAGAAGAAACUCUACAUUCCUUACAGGGAUUCCAUUCUGACUUGGUUGUUAAAGGAUAGUCUAGGAGGGAACUCUAAGACUGCAAUGAUAGCCAACAUCAGCCCAGCGAGCUCACAGUUUGGGGAAACCUUAAGUACACUUCGGUAUGCUCAAAGAGCAAGGACUAUCAUCAACAAGGCUGUCAUCAAUGAAGAUCCUAGUGCCAAGAUCAUUAGAGAGCUACGAGCGGAGAUCGAUCAUCUACAUCAAAUGCACACCAGUAAUACACCGGAAGAUAACAAAAACGCUCUGGCAGAAAUUCAGCUUUUGCGAGAAAAGUUGAUGGAGUCUCAGCAACUCUUGGUUGAAUCAACGAGGAAUUGGCAGGAAAAGUUUGCCUUGUCGGAGAGAAGAAAACGCGAGGAAGCUGAAAACUUGAAGAAAGUCGGUAUUUCCUUCAAGGUUGAUAACCGACUCCCAAACCUGGUGAACCUUAACGAAGACCCUCAACUCUCCGAGAUGCUUCUCUACAUACUUAAGCCAGGAAUUUCAACAGUUGGGCAUCAACAACAGCAAGACAUUCAGCUAAGUGGAGCCUUGGUGGCAGAGUCGCACUGUAUUAUCAAGAAUGAAGGAGACAAAGUGAAAGUAAUCCCAAUUGCUGAUGCCCCAACCUACAUCAAUGGUCUACUCAUCCAGGAAGAAACAGAACUACAUCACGGUGAUCGUCUGGUUAUUGGUGGAGAUCACUUUUUCAGACUAAACCAUCCUAUCGAGAGCAAGAAGAGAAAAGAGCAGUUCCGAUCUGGAGGAACAAAUCAAGAUGGCGCUGUUAUUAAGGACUUCGAAUUCGCUAGAAACGAACUCGCUCAAGUCCAAAACGCGAGACUUCAAGCUGAACUCGAGGAAGCGAGAGAAGAAGCAAGAUUACAAGCGCAAGAAGAAAACAUGAAACAGAUACAAAAAGAAAAGGAAGCAGCAGCUGCAGAGCUGAUGAGACAGAAGUCUGAGUACGAGACGAGAAAUGACGAGCUACAACAAAAAUUGAAUGACCUCAAUCGUAAAAAGGAGGACGCAGAAAGGUCGAAUCAGUCCAAAGAAGAUGUAAUAUCAGAGCUGCAAGCACAUAGACAGAUGUUGGAACAAGAGAUUUUAAGCAACAGAAAGAAACUUCAAAUGGAAGCUCUGGCAGCAAAACAGGCUCUUGAAGAGACCAAGCUCAACCAAAUCAGAAUCAUGUCUGAACUGGAGAAAGAGAAAAAGAAGAUGCAGGAUGAUGUAUUGAAGCUGAAAGAAGCAAAAAAACAACGCGAGAAAAUGAGAGACGAGUUCCGCGCAUCAUUCAAUGCACUUGGACGCAAAGCUUCGACGAUGGAUGAUCCAAGCAAGAAAGAACUGUUAAGAAUAACAAUGGCGUUGCGAGAAGCGAAUAAGAUCAGUCAGCACAUGAAAAAGAACAUUACAUUUAGUCGAGAUGAAAUUACUGUAGAUGGAAAGACUGAAAGCAAAGUUCGUCUUAACGACAUCAAGAAAGGAAUGACGACCCUAUGGACCAUUGAGAAGUUUGAAUCCAGACUGGAUCUGAUGAGAGACUUAUACCAGCAAGAUGAAAACUGUCAGUCAAGCGAUGAUGAUCCUUUCUAUGACCCCGACGAUCAGUGGGACAAUGACUUUAAACUCGGCUCUCCUCAUAACAGACGAAUAUCAACCAUGGGAGCGUUAUCGCUAGCUUCAAGGAAAACAACAACAGACACAACUGAAAAUAGAGUUCGCGCAGAGAGUAUCUUCGCAAAAUAUCGUAGCAGACAAGAUUCUAGUACUACGUCAACGCCAGGAAACAUGGACAUCCCGUACUCGACCCCUGAGGGGAAGGUUUUUGACUCCCCUACAAACUUGUCGCCUUUGCUCAACAAAAAAGUUGAGCAGCCCAUGACGUCAUCUAGGAUCCAGUCACGUGGCACGUCAUGUGAUCAGAAUCACGUGCGCCUUGUGUCGGUCCUAUGUGCAGAGGUUCUUGGGAAAUCGUUGUCAUCUUUACAAGAAAACCCUGACGGACUGCAAGUUCCAGUUCACGAAAAAGUAUUGUCCAGCGUUCAAAAGAUUAAAGCUUGCUUAUCAAAUAUCAAAAAGCAUCGAAGGCCAACAAACGAUCCAGAAGAAAAGGUGAUCCAAGAAAAUUGCGUUGUUUUAACCGUUUCCAUGGAGACGCUCAUUGCGAACGUUCAGUCAUGGGAAUGUAGUAACCAUGGUGAUAACUACAAGAAGUUUGUGUCGCUGCGAGAAAAGUUGGUUGACCAUAUCCAAGAGUUGUCUACUCUCCUUAUCAAAUUGUUAUCGAACCUAGACAAAUCAUCCAGUUCUUCCAACCCAGAAGAAAUCUUGUCUGAAAGUGAAUCUCUUCUUAAAGAAAUAGUAAAACAAACAGCGAAGAUGGCUGUUCUUACGAUGAACGAAAGCAUGGAAUCAGAAAAGAAAUACGUUAACAGUCGCGAUGGAGAUCUCGAAGAAGCAUUUGUGGCAGGACAGGAGCAGUUUUUACACUCUUCGAUACGUCAUUCUCUGGACACACUAGAAAACAUACAAGAAAAGAUCGAUGAAAAUAUUAUUAGAGUUGAUGUCUCUGAGGUCGAAAGGGAAGUAACAGAAGAAGUAGUAAAGCUACUCCGUGCGACAUCUGACUUCAUCCAUCAAGGUCGCGAAAUACAGUUUCAGCUUCAAUCCGCGUUAAAAGAGGAUACUCAGUAUCGACGCAGUAAUGGGCGGUUCCCCUUUGUCGUUCGUCUAGUACGAGGCUUAGAUACAAUCCUAGACCUCACAAAGACACUGGCAACUACCACACCACAAGCAUGUGACGACAUGGAUCUCCAUAACAUCAUCGCCUAUCCCGAACAAAUAGCGAGCGCCACCGAAAACUUCGCGAGAAGCUGCCGAGCAUAUAUUGACUCAGAGUUUAAUGGAAUAGGACACGAACGCCGGGAGGAAAUUUCAGAUGAACAGGAAUAUUUGGAGAAGAAAGUUGAAGACGUACAUUCAACUGCGUUGGGACUGAAAAAUGUUUUGGCGCGAUUUAUGUUUCUGAAACCCUGUGGUGGUCAAAAUGGACCAAAAACUGAUCUCUGUAGAACUCCCUACUCUACUUAUAAUGCAAAAAGUUUACAGAAAGAUUAUGAAAAGACUCCCUUGCGACAGCGUUUCUGUAGAGAGUCGCCAACUUGAGAGUAAUAUAGUUAGGGUUAGUGCAAAGUAGGAGGGACCAAAGGCAGAACCUGAGGAACACCGUCAGCUACUCGGGGAAUUAAAUAAACAAUUCUGGUAGUUCCGAAGAAAAUUCAACAAAUAUAUUUAUGGAAGGAUUUCACGUCAAUGCAAUGUUAUGGGCAGGAAAUUAAAUUUUGCGUUAGUAAGUGAGAAAAGUUUACAUAUUUUUGCCGCACAACAUGGCGGACGUGGGGCCGAGGCUCUCUUAAAUAAUAUUAUGUCUGUGUGUCUCUAAUGUUCACUUUGAGAAAGAUACUGAAAUCUCUAUACUUAGGUUUAAUAAAUAAAUUAUAAAAAUAUAUAAUAUUCCCACAAAUCACUUAGAAAAAUAUGUGUUAAAUAUGGAUUAAAAUAAAACAAGAUUAUCAA
Messenger RNA from Actinia tenebrosa (Australian red waratah sea anemone), 5378 nucleotides. Its product is annotated as kinesin-like protein KIF14. Gene Ontology annotation, biological process: microtubule-based movement. The record is from RefSeq and is a predicted model, not a curated record. Gene Ontology annotation, molecular function: ATP binding; microtubule motor activity; microtubule binding. Lineage: Eukaryota; Metazoa; Cnidaria; Anthozoa; Actiniaria; Actiniidae.